Molecule: messenger RNA, 3000 nt
Organism: Otolemur garnettii (small-eared galago)
Lineage: Eukaryota; Metazoa; Chordata; Mammalia; Primates; Galagidae
Gene: SLITRK1
Product: SLIT and NTRK like family member 1
Exons: 2
Coding region: 439-2529 (696 amino acids)
Biological process (GO): positive regulation of synapse assembly; regulation of presynapse assembly; axonogenesis
Cellular component (GO): postsynaptic density membrane; GABA-ergic synapse; glutamatergic synapse
Molecular function (GO): protein binding
Source: RefSeq, a predicted model, not a curated record
CGCGCUCUCUGCCUCCCUCAGACAACUCGCCCCCCGCCCUCCGCCCCACCCCCCCACGUAAUUCCGAAAGAGCAGAAGAAAGAGAAGGGGAACGAGAAAAGGAGAGCCAGUAAGCAAGAACCGGAGCCCAGGAAAAAAGGCUGAAGAGAAACGAACGGGAGGAAAGGAGAAGGAUGGACAGCCACAAAACGCGGCGAUUGCGGAAAUUUUCCAGCGCCAUUGGCUGGGCAGCGUGAGUCCUUUGGUAAGGAGUGGUUUCAGCACCGGGGGGACUGGACAGCACCUCCGGGGGACUUCGGGGCAACCCGCAACCUCAGCGAGAACUCCACCGGCAGCCUCCACAGCAGAAGCCGCGGAAAAGCCUGCUUUGUAUCAGAGAGGCAAGGAUGGUCGCUGUUACUUUGUGAUGAGAUCGGGGAUGAAUUGCUCGCUUUAAAAAUGCUGCUUUGGAUUCUGUUGCUGGAGACGUCUCUUUGUUUUGCCGCUGGAAACGUUACAGGGGACGUUUGCAAAGAGAAGAUCUGUUCUUGCAAUGAGAUAGAAGGGGACCUCCACGUAGACUGUGAAAAAAAGGGCUUCACAAGUCUGCAGCGUUUCACUGCCCCGACUUCCCAGUUUUAUCAUUUAUUUCUGCAUGGCAAUUCCCUCACUCGACUUUUCCCUAAUGAGUUCGCUAACUUUUAUAAUGCGGUUAGUUUGCACAUGGAAAACAAUGGCUUGCAUGAAAUCGUUCCGGGGGCUUUUCUGGGGCUGCAGCUGGUGAAAAGGCUGCACAUCAACAACAACAAGAUCAAGUCUUUUCGAAAGCAGACUUUUCUGGGGCUGGACGAUCUGGAAUACCUCCAGGCUGAUUUUAAUUUAUUGCGGGAUAUAGACCCAGGGGCCUUCCAAGACUUGAACAAGCUGGAGGUACUUAUACUAAAUGACAAUCUCAUCAGCACCCUACCUGCCAACGUGUUCCAGUACGUGCCCAUCACCCACCUUGACCUCCGGGGAAACAGGCUGAAAACGCUGCCCUAUGAGGAGGUCUUGGAGCAAAUCCCUGGUAUUGCUGAGAUCCUGCUAGAGGAUAACCCUUGGGACUGCACCUGUGAUCUGCUCUCCCUGAAAGAAUGGCUUGAAAACAUUCCCAAGAACGCCCUGAUCGGCAGAGUGGUCUGUGAAGCCCCCACCAGACUGCAGGGUAAAGACCUCAAUGAAACCACCGACCAGGACUUGUGUCCUCUGAAAAAUCGAGUGGAUUCUAGUCUCCCGGCACCCCCUGCCCAGGAAGAGACCUUAGCUCCUGGGCCCCUGCCAACUCCUUUCAAGACUAAUGGGCAAGAGGAUCAUGCCACCCCGGGGUCAGCUCCAAAUGGAGGUACAAAGAUACCAGGCAACUGGCAAAUCAAAAUCAGACCCACGGUAGCGAUAGCGACGGGGGGCGCCAGAAACAAAGCCCCAGCCAACAGUUUGCCCUGCCCUGGGGGCUGCAGCUGCGACCACAUCCCGGGGUCGGGUUUAAAAAUGAACUGCAACAACCGGAACGUGAGCAGCUUGGCUGAUUUGAAACCCAAGCUCUCCAACGUGCAGGAGCUUUUCCUUCGAGAUAACAAGAUCCAUAGCAUCCGAAAAUCGCACUUUGUGGAUUACAAGAACCUCAUUCUGUUGGAUCUGGGCAACAAUAACAUCGCUACCAUGGAGAACAACACUUUCAAGAACCUCUUGGACCUCAGGUGGCUGUACAUGGAUAGCAAUUACCUGGACACGCUGUCUCGGGAGAAGUUCGCGGGGCUGCAGAACCUAGAGUACCUGAACGUGGAGUACAACGCGAUCCAGCUCAUCCUCCCCGGCACGUUCAAUGCCAUGCCCAAACUGAGGAUUCUCAUUCUCAACAACAACUUGCUGAGGUCCCUCCCCGUGGACGUGUUUGCCGGGGUCUCCCUCUCUAAGCUCAGCCUGCACAACAAUUACUUCAUGUACCUCCCGGUGGCAGGGGUGCUGGACCAGCUAACCUCCAUCAUCCAGAUAGACCUGCACGGAAACCCCUGGGAGUGUUCCUGCACCAUUGUGCCUUUCAAGCAAUGGGCAGAGCGCCUGGGUUCCGAAGUGCUGAUGAGCGACCUCAAGUGUGAGACGCCAGUGAACUUCUUUAGAAAGGAUUUCAUGCUCCUCUCCAAUGACGAGAUCUGCCCCCAGCUGUACGCUAGGAUCUCGCCCACGCUAACUUCGCACAGUAAAAACAGCACUGGGUUGGCGGAGACUGGGACGCACUCCAACUCCUACCUAGACACCAGCAGGGUGUCCAUCUCUGUGUUGGUCCCGGGACUUCUGCUGGUAUUUGUCACCUCCGCCUUCACCGUGGUGGGCAUGCUCGUGUUUAUCCUGAGGAACCGAAAGCGGUCCAAGAGAAGGGAUGCCAACUCCUCCGCGUCCGAAAUUAAUUCCCUCCAGACAGUCUGUGACUCUUCCUACUGGCACAAUGGGCCUUACAACGCGGAUGCGGCCCACAGAGUGUAUGACUGUGGCUCCCACUCGCUCUCAGACUAAGACCCCCACCUCCCCGGGGAGGGGAGCGGAACGGUGAUACACCCUCCCCAGGGGCUGGAGGAGCGUUGACCCAGAUCCAGAGUGCCACAAGCCUUGAUGGGCAUAAGUAAAUAAAUAACUAGGAACUCGCUCAGCUGAAGGCUCUGCCCCUUAGCCCCCUUCUGGAAACAAAGAGCAGACUGUGGCGAGCUGGAGAGCGCAGCCAGCUCGCUCUUUGCUGGGAGCCCCUUUUGACGGAAAGCCCAGCACAGACUCUGCUGGAAGAAUCGCCAGUGCUGUUCCCUCGAGGAGGGGCCGGGGGAUGGAUGCCCCGGUUCUAUACAUAUAUACAUAUAUCCACAUCUAUAUAGAGAGAUAGAUAUCUAUUUUUCCCCUGUGGAUUAGCCCCGUGAUGGCUCCCUGUUUGCUCUGCAGGGAUGGGCAGUUGCACGAAGGCAUGAAUGUAUUGUAAAUAAAUAACUUUGACUUCUG